Molecule: messenger RNA, 1359 nt
Organism: Eremomyces bilateralis CBS 781.70
Lineage: Eukaryota; Fungi; Ascomycota; Dothideomycetes; Eremomycetales; Eremomycetaceae
Exons: 3
Source: RefSeq, a predicted model, not a curated record
UCUGCGGAAUCGGCCGGUCAGCAAUCGGCGAAACGAUUGUUGUUUGGCGAGAUUGAUACUAGUAGUUGUUCUACAUUGUCGACUGGUCGAAGAUCACGAACAAACAGCUCGGUCUGCGCCUUGGUGGACUCCAGAGACCGGUUCUUCAACCGCUUCUGGGCAGAAGAAAACUGUCGGGAUUCCUUUUUGUCGCAGGUCGACAGGAAGACGUUGCCAAAUCUCAGACUUGUUUGCCAUGACUUUGGAGCGCGGGCAGCUCCAAUUCUUUUCGAAGAGGUCAGUAUCACUUUCAAGACCAGUACUUUCGCGCGGCCGACGCGACUCCUGGCCCUUGAAAGGAUCGGGCAUCAUGUGAAGACUUUCAAGUUCAAUAUGCCUCAUCUGCAGGAGACUUUCCUCCCGCCGCUCAUUGACGACGUGACGGGAGAAGGGAGAAGCUUUGUCUACACCCCGCAGAUACACAAGCCGGAAACUCUCAUCGGGAAAGUCAAACUGCCAAAGUAUGGAAGUUGGGAGAUGACGGAUAUGCUGAUCAAACAGUAUCCGCCCCUCUUCCAUGCCGCUACCAACAUCCCUUCGUUUAUUCGCGCUCUUGAGGCUUUGCCGACAUUAUCGCAUUUAAUUGUCAAUUGCCCUGGUCAGACGGUUGGACAGCGCAAUCGGCGCAGCACUGUUGACUACGCACUGAUAUCAUUGCGCAUUGCGGUUGAACGCGCGUCACUGCCUCUGCUAUCGCGGUUGACCUUUGCCCAUAUCCAUCCCGGGGGCCUUCUUUACAUGCACCCGAUGCUUGGCCUAGGUUCUCCUCCAGGAACGGCGAAGUGCUGGAGACAAAUCAAGCACCUUAGCCUUACGGUGGACGCCAUUUCCGUGGAACCAACACCAGCAAAUAUGAGAGGUGACGGGCUGGAGCACUUAAGGGUUCUUCACACCUUUUUUAGUGCCUUUUCACCACGCGUGAAGCAGCUCUACUUCCAAUGGUUAGGUGGAAAGGGCCCAUGUCCAUUAUCGUUGGACCUGGAGCCUGCGUUGCAAUCACAGCCGUCCGUUGAUGGACCAUCGCCGAAGCCGUCAGUGCCGUCCACAGCGAACACCACACCUUUAAGCCCCUCGCCUUCCCUACCCGCUGUCUACUUCCCUCGCCUCACCCAUCUCAGUCUCCAGUCCCUUAGCACCCCAGCAUCUCAUCUCGCUGCUCUCAUCACACGCCACCAACGGUCUCUCGAAGAUUUUGCUUUCGAAGCGUGUCAUCUAACCUCCGGCGACUGGGACGAGGCACUCGAGCCGCUCACCGCCAUCACCGGCUCUUCCCGCUGGAAAGGUCGCGAGGUUGAGGUGUGGGACGUACCGCUCAUCAUC